Molecule: messenger RNA, 1065 nt
Organism: Penicillium malachiteum
Lineage: Eukaryota; Fungi; Ascomycota; Eurotiomycetes; Eurotiales; Aspergillaceae
Product: Acyl transferase/acyl hydrolase/lysophospholipase
Exons: 1
Coding region: 1-1065 (354 amino acids)
Molecular function (GO): oxidoreductase activity
Source: RefSeq, a predicted model, not a curated record
AUGCUUCGGACGUGUCGUGCAGAUAAUAGCAGUAAACGAUACAUCUUGCUGGAUCUGGACCAUAAUGAAGAGCCUUGGACGUUGUCGAGCAUCGAAGCUAUUGGGCGCGCUGUGCAAGCAGCUUUCAGCCAAGGCACAUCAUCUGCUUCGCAUGAUUCCGAAUAUGCGGUACGAAAUGGCACAUUUCUCGUUCCACGAGUCGGGUAUGAUUCAACUACGAGUGAGGUAGUGAAGCUAUCACAAAGGUCUUCUGGCGCAGAGCUGCAGCCAUUUUUGCAAACUGAACGAUCUCUUCGGCUCUUUAUUCAGACCCCAGGGUUGCUGGACAGUCUGGUCUUCAAGGAUGACCCCGAAGCACAAGAACCAUUGCCCGAGAGUUAUGUGGAGAUUGAACCCCGUGCUUUCGGCCUCAACUUUCGUGGUAUCAUGGUGGGCAUGGGCCAGAUGGAGGAGCCUCAGAUGGGCUUGGAGUGUGCAGGUGUCGUCAAGCGGGCGCAGGGGAGCGCAGCCAUUCACUUCAAGGCGGGUGAUCGAGUAUGUGCUCUUACUGGUCACGGCCACUGGGCGAGUAGUACGCGUGUACCUUGGACAUCUGCAGCUCGCAUCCCCGACCAGAUGGGCUUUGACAUUGCAGCCUCCAUUCCCAUGGUUUUCGUUACCGCAUACUACUGUUUGUUUGAAUGCGCACAUUUAGAGCCAGGGGAGAAGGUUCUAAUCCAUGCCGCCUCGGGAGGUGUCGGCCAGGCCGCCAUCGUGCUGGCGCAAUGGAAACAAGCGACUAUUUUCGCUUCAGUCAGCACCCCGGAAAAGAAGCAGUUCCUAAUGGACACUUACCAGAUCCCCGAGGAUCACAUCUUCUCCAGCCGUGAUCCUUCGUUCGCUCGGCACGUCAAGGCGGCCACUAUGGAUGGCAGGGGAGUGGACGGUGUGCUGAAUUCUUUGGCUGGCGAAUUGCUGGACGAGACCUGGCAUUGUUUGGCACCGUACGGACGCUUCUUGGAGAUCGGGAAGAAGGACAUCCAGUCCAACAAGCAUCUAGAGAUGCGACUUUUCAACACGCAGUGA